AUGUCUCUUAUUAAUCCAACCGAAUUCGAUGAUUUAAUAACUCGUCAUCGACAAUCGAGUGAUAUUCUAUGGGCAUUGAAAACCUGGCAUCAUCCAGUAUUUGAUAACAAAGAACAAUCGAUCAAAUCCACUCAGUUAAUCAAUAAAACCACCCAGAUAUCAUCGAUUAUCACGCCGGUGCACUAUAAAACCUUACCGAGAAAUUCUGAACAAAUCAAAUUCGAUGUUCUCAAUAGUUUAGCAGUCAAACACACGAUUGAUUCGCUGAAUAUCGAGACAGCCCAUGGAUAUGAUCAGGCGAAGGCAAUUACUCAAGAAAUGUCGCAUCGGUUGAAUAUUCGCACCGCUCGAUUUCUCGCAUUCAUCUUUGCAAAGAUAUUCAAUCAAGUUUACGACAACAUCUACAUUGAUCAUCAUGGAAUGGAUCUAAUCUAUCAAAUGUACUCGUUAACCCCCAGAAAUUCCUCACCAGCAUUGCCAUCCUCACCAAUAACCAUAUCAUCGACAUUGUUCGCGAUCUUAAAUACAUUUUCACGUUCAUCAUCGCCGUCCGAUGAUAAUCUGUCGAUGAAUACUCUUCCAUCACCGUUAACAAGUAAACAUUACUUAACAUCUCCGAGAAUUAUCUAUUUACCUACACAUCGUAGUUAUAUGGAUUUCAUUAUCCUGACAUAUAUUUGUUUUGAGUAUAAUAUUCCGAUGCCAUGUAUUGCUGCUGCACAGGAUUUUCUCGGUCUUGGUCUAUUAGCGAAUUUACUUCGUAAUUGCGGUGCAUUUUUUAUUCGUCGUUCGUUUCGAUCGGAUCUACUCUAUUGGACAAUAUUCGAUGAAUAUGUUAAGACACAUGUUAUAAACGGAGAUUAUCCGAUCGAGUUUUUCAUUGAAGGGACACGGUCUCGGACAUUGAAAACGUUGCUUCCUGUUCGACAGGGAAUGUUGAAAUCGUGUCUCGAAUGCUAUUUUCGACGACAGGUUGACAACUUGAUCUUAAUCCCGAUAACGAUUAAUUACGAGAAAGUUUUAGAAGAUAAUUUACAUGCGAACGAACUACUGGGUGUACCGAAACCGAAAGAAUCCAAAGGUGGAUUGCUAAAAGCGGCUCAGAUUUUAAAGAAAUCUUUCGGAAAGAUGAUUGUUAGAUUUAGUGAGCCGAUUUAUGUUCACGAUGCAUACGAAAUGUUUAAACUUAACGACGAAAAACGAACGAAUGAUCAACCAGAUGCUUUCAACCGAUCCGUUCCACGUACACUCCAACCGCGUUCUAUAUGUCAGCAAGACGCUUUUACUGAUGCCGAACAAAGAUUUACCGAUGAAUUAUCCUAUCGAAUCGUGAACGAACAUCAAAGUUUAACUGUCAUCUAUCCAAUAACAGUUGCUGCAUUUACCUUUCUCAGUACAUCGAAUAAUCGAUCGGUCUCGAUUGACCAAUUGUUGACUGAUAAGAAAACACUGUUUCUCGACAAUACUGGUGUGACUGAACAUUUCUCAUCUCAUUAUCAAAUCUCAUGGCCAGUAGAAAAUGAACGAAAUUGUUUGAAACAACGUCUUUUAACCAUUUAUUCUGAUGUAUUCGAAUGCACUGAAAACAAUCAUUUAACAUUAAAAAUGACCGGUGACCGUUUUGUCGAUGCAGCUCUUCUUAUGAAAUUGUUCAUAUACCGAAACACAUGCUUACAUUUAUUUGCUAAACCAGCGUAUAUCCUCUUAGUUUGUCAAGCAAAUUCUCAGGUACCGAUUUCGCACGAGCAACUUCGAAUGUAUUAUCAUUUUCUUAUUCAAUUAUUCGCUUACGAAUUUGUCUACGAUCGAUUUCCGACCGACGAUCUUAAUGAUAAAGAUUUCGAUCAAUAUCUUUCCCAUUGGAUCAAAGUCAACUACAUUAUUCCAUUGAAUAAUUCAACAUACAAAGUCAACUCACAAUUUCGUCAACAAAUUUCGUUGAUAACAAGUCCAUUCGAACAAUACGCACGUGCUUAUCUGUUAAUUUAUGAGCAAGAAUAUCCUUCAUCAGAAACCAAUCUUUCUUUGUUAAUCAAAAUUUACCAAAAAGCGUUAUUGUCAAAACUCGACACAACUAAUCUUAUCAGCGUUUUAGCAUCAUCGUCAAAUGUAAUCAGCAAUGCAUUGCGCACAUUGAAUUUCAAUACGAAAUCGAAAGCAUAUGUGGAUCUUCGUCAUUUGUUAACCAAUCUGUUUCAGCCAAUGUCAACACAACUUCGUGCUAAGUUAUAA
Molecule: messenger RNA, 2232 nt
Organism: Adineta ricciae
Lineage: Eukaryota; Metazoa; Rotifera; Eurotatoria; Adinetida; Adinetidae
Source: the annotation of a GenBank genome assembly